CUCUCUCCUCUCUCUCUCUCUCUCUCUCUCUCUCUCUCUCUCUCUCUCUCUCUCUCUCUCUCUUCCAAUCCCUUUAUGCAAUGAAGCUCUGGUGUCAUUCAAAAGGGCAUUUGCCUUUAAUUCGUUUGGUUCUUUGUGAUGUGCACAAAGCUGACAUGGGGCUAGUAAAGCCCAUGGAGGAGCUAGUCCCCUCCUCCUCCUCCUCUGCGGUCAUCAACAGCAACAUCUCUAUAGGGAACAGCACCAGCAUGAUUAGACCUCAGCUGCAGCCUCAUCAACUAAUGGCCGCUAUGGAGGCGGGCGCCGGCGGGCAGAGAGCGUCGAGCUCGGGCCGCCAGAAGGAGCAAGCCUCCACUUGCCCCCGCGUGCAAACUCCACCCACCACCAAAUUCUGGUACUACACAACUACAGCUCUCACUCAGCCGAGGGUACUUCUGCCAAGACCUGCGCCGAUACUGCGACCGAAGGUGCUCCCGCUCCGUAAUUCCCCGUCGGCGGCGGCUGCCGCAAGAACAAGCGCCUCCUCUCCUGCCUCCUCACCUCCACGUGCGCUACCCCCGUCGCUGCACUGCUUCCUCUUUCUCCGUCAAGAAGUCGUCUCGGAGCAGCAAAACCCUAACCCUAAUCAUAACCACGACUUGAACCUGGCCUUUCCGAUACUUCCUGAAUUCCCUCCAUGCACCAAUGCUGGUACCUCUGCUAUGGAGCUUCUGAGGGGGAGGGGUUUGAACCCUACUCCUAACCCUAGCCCGUUCAUGCCUAUGCAUCCGAUGCCGAUACCGGAGUAUCCUUCGGGUUUCGGAGUGCAAGAUUUCAGGUCGAGUGCCUUGAGUUUUGGUAUGGAUGGUGCAAAGCGGAGGAGGGGAUGGUCAAGGGUUUUGGAAUGGGAUGAUGGGAGGAGGUCUGUCGAUGUCUCACCACCCCAACCAAGAUUCUUGCCAGACAUGAAAGCACAAAGAGCUGAGGAGGAGAGCAACCGAGAGUUGAUCGAUGCUAGGGGCAUUUCUACAAUUGUUGCAUCACAAUGA
This is a messenger RNA of Asparagus officinalis (garden asparagus), 1028 nucleotides long. RefSeq lists its product as uncharacterized. The coding region runs from base 81 to 1028 and encodes 315 amino acids. The record is from RefSeq and is a predicted model, not a curated record. The transcript is spliced from 5 exons. Lineage: Eukaryota; Viridiplantae; Streptophyta; Magnoliopsida; Asparagales; Asparagaceae.